UAAUGGCUGAAAAACAAGUUCAAAUGGAGGCUGACGAGCAAAAAAAAAUAUUCAAUAAAUUACAAAACGAUCUUGAUGAUCAAUUUAGUACUUUAACAAAGGAGGAAAAAGACAAAGUUAUUAAUUAUUUGCAAGCAGUGAAAAAUUCGUUAACGAAACAAAGUCCGGUUGCUCCGGUUGGUGACGUAGAAAAGCUACGUUCUUUCCGUUCUUUGGCACGUCGAGGAACUUCUCGUAAUUUUCUAUUUCCUUUUAUUUAA
Molecule: messenger RNA, 260 nt
Organism: Meloidogyne enterolobii
Lineage: Eukaryota; Metazoa; Nematoda; Chromadorea; Rhabditida; Meloidogynidae
Source: the annotation of a GenBank genome assembly